AUACUAGAAAGUGAACUCAGAAUGCCCUUCAAUACUGCUCUUACCCGUAAACUCGGGAUCAAAGUUCCGGUCGUCCAAGGAGGUAUGAUGUGGGUGGGUUAUGCAGAGCUCGCCAGUGCCGUCUCGAAUGCAGGAGGCUUGGGUAUCUUGACUGCCCUUACCCAACCCACACCUGAAGACUUGAGNAAAAUGACCUCCAAGCCUUUUGGUGUGAACCUGACUCUGCUACCCGCCCUCCAGCCUCCGGACUACCCUGCCUACGCCCGUGUUAUUAUAGAAGAAGGCAUCCGAAUCGUCGAGACAGCAGGCAACAACCCUGCACCCGUCAUCAAACAACUCAAAGCCGCAGACCCUCCCAUCAUCAUUCUACACAAAUGUACUACCGUACGUCACGCCUUGUCCGCCAUAAAACUUGGAGUCGACUUCCUUAGCAUCGACGGCAUGGAAUGUGCUGGACACGUUGGAGAANNAACGGACAUCACAAACUUCAUCUUGCUCUCCAGAGCUCGUCAAGAACUCAACGUUCCAUUCAUCGCCUCGGGCGGAUUUGCCGAUGGCCAGGGUCUUGCUGCUGCGCUCUCGCUUGGAGCCGAGGGUAUCAACAUGGGCACGAGAUUCAUGUGCACGGUCGAAGCCCCCAUCCACCAAAACAUCAAGGAGUCGAUCGUCAAGGCUCAAGAGACGGACACCGAGCUCGUCUUGAGACGAUGGAAGAACACCAGCAGAAUGUUCUCGAACAAGGUUGCGAGAGAUGCCAUCAAGAUCGAAAGAGAAAGUCCGACCGGCAAGUUCGAAGAGGUCGCUCCAUACGUCAGUGGCAAGCGAGGCAGAGAGGUCUUCUUGAAUGGAGACCCAGAGCAUGGAGUGUGGACCGCCGGCCAGGUCAUAGGGUUGAUUCACGAUAUCCCGACAUGUGCAGAUCUGAUUACACGUAUCGAGCGCGAAGCCUUGGACACCAUCAACAAGGCAAAGUCGUUAUAUGUUGAUGAACUCCCCGAGAGCGAUAUGGAAGGAAAGCCGAUUCAAGAUCUUUCGGCCAACCCGAAGAGCGAGCACGGCACCGUGGGAUCAAACGAGAACAAUCCCGAGGCUCAGCUAUGGGGAAUCGGCAAGAGCAAACUCUAG
Aureobasidium uvarum is the source of this 1125-nucleotide messenger RNA. NCBI's taxonomy places the organism in Eukaryota, Fungi, Ascomycota, Dothideomycetes, Dothideales, Saccotheciaceae. The record is from the annotation of a GenBank genome assembly.